Mytilus californianus (California mussel) is the source of this 8853-nucleotide messenger RNA. RefSeq names its product kinesin-like protein KIF28. The transcript is spliced from 24 exons. Gene Ontology annotation, cellular component: microtubule; kinesin complex. The record is from RefSeq and is a predicted model, not a curated record. Gene Ontology annotation, molecular function: ATP binding; ATP hydrolysis activity; microtubule motor activity. Gene Ontology annotation, biological process: microtubule-based movement; cytoskeleton-dependent intracellular transport. Lineage: Eukaryota; Metazoa; Mollusca; Bivalvia; Mytilida; Mytilidae. The coding region runs from base 127 to 3315 and encodes 1062 amino acids.
CAAUGAAAUAAAGCUUCACAAUAUGGCGACCACAAUUCCGACAAGAGCUUUCGAUGCGAAAUGACAUAAACUUUUCGAAAUAGAAUAUAUUUUGAAAAUUUAGGACACUGUUAAAAACCAGGCAAGAUGUCGGAAGAAAAUGUGAAAGUGGCUGUCAGAGUCAGGCCUUUCAAUAGAAGAGAAAGGGAGAGAAAUGCAAAAUGCAUUAUUGAUAUGACUGGAAAUACUACUAAGAUUGAAGACCCUUCAUCUUCUGAUGAACCCAAAAAAUUUACAUUUGACUUUAGUUACUGGUCACAUGAUGGAUGUAAGGAGGAGUCUAAUGGAUACUAUGGACCAGAUACAUCACAUCCCAAUGGCAAGAAAUUCUGUGAUCAGAUGAAAGUUUAUAAUGAGCUUGGCGUAGGUGUUCUAGAGAAUGCAUGGGAAGGCUACAAUUCAACUUUGUUUGCCUAUGGUCAGACAGGAUCGGGAAAAAGUUGGUCUAUGGUAGGAUAUGGUGUAAACAAAGGAAUUGUGCCUUUAUAUUGUGAAAACAUCUUCAAACAGAUUGAAGAAAAGAAGGCUGGUGGAGAAAAAACAGAAUAUGAGGUCACUUUCAGUAUGUUAGAAAUCUACAAUGAACAAAUACGAGAUUUAUUAGACUCUAAGACAAGAAAGGGAGGUCUGAAAUGUAGACAGCAUCCUAAACAGGGCUUUUAUGCUGAGGGACUCAAGAUUGUACCAGUCAGCAGUUAUGUUGAUAUUGAAGCAAAAACAGAAGAGGGAACAAGAAACAGAACUGUUGCAUCAACCGCCAUGAAUGCUACUAGCAGUCGUGCCCAUACAAUAGUUGGUAUUACAUUUGUACAGAAAUAUAUCAAUGCUGCAGGAGAAGAAACAGCAAAGACUUCUAUAGUUAACCUGGUAGAUUUAGCUGGAAGUGAACGUGCUGAGAGUACAGGAGCAACAGGAGACAGACUCAAAGAGGGUGCAGCCAUUAACCAGUCUCUAUCAUGUCUAGGAAAUUGUAUUGCAGCCUUAGCAGACAAUGCAGGAGGAAAGAAAACAAGAGUGCCUUACAGAGAUUCCGUCCUGACCAAACUCCUCAAGAAUGCCUUAGGAGGAAACAGCAAAACUAUUAUGAUUGCUGCUCUCAGUCCAGCAGAUAUCAACUAUGAUGAAACACUGUCAACAUUACGUUAUGCUGACAGAGCAAAGCAAAUUAAAACAAAAAGCUCAGUCAAUGAGGAUCCAACAGCACAACUGAUUCGUGAGCUUCAAGAGGAGAAUGAAAGAUUGAAGAAAGCGAUCGAAUCUGGAAAUCUUACAAUAAUCCAAGGAGAUGGUGAAGAAGAUGACGACAUGAGUGAAGAAGAAAGGGAAAAGAUUAAACAGGAGUUAGAUGAUGAAUAUAAGAGUAUCUUAGAAAAAAAUCAAAAGGAGAUGGAAGAAAUGAAGAAGACUUUUGAAGAAAGGUUAAAGGAACAAGGAACAGGAGGUACAGAUUUAGCUGAUAUCAAAGAGAAAAAGAAGACAAUUCCACAUAUCUACAACCUAAACAUGGACCCUCAAUUAACAGGACACAUGUUUCACUUUCUAGAUGCUCCAUCUAAAUCAUUCGGUGCUGCUACAGAAGGAAUAGAUAUUACUAUACAUGGACCAAGUAUUUCUAUGAAGCAUGCUGUUUUCACUGAGGCAGAUGGAAAAUUCAGUAUUGAACCUAUGGAGGCAAAUGUACGUCUGCUUGUCAAUGGGAAAGCAAUAGGAACAAAAACACAACUUUCACAUAAUGACAGAAUUAUUUUUGGUACUACUAAGUAUUUUGUUUAUGUUAAUCCUAAAGAAAGAGACAGUUCUAAAGAACAACAUAAAGAAAUAACAUUUGAGAUGGCUCAGGAAGAAAUUGCAAAAAAAUCUGGAUUUGAUGUGGAAGGACAAAACAAAUCUAGGGAGGAUGUAUUAUUACAAGAGGAUUUGUUAGAAAUGUUACCUGCUGUGGAGGAAGCUAAUGCCAUCAGUGAAGAACUAGACAAGAAACGAAAGUUUGAAAUCAUGAUUGUCUCCCCUGAGGCCAGAGGUGAACUGUCUGGACGAACAGAGGUAAUGGUAAGAAUGAAGGACUUAGAAACUAAUCAUGAAUGGGUGUGGCCAAGACAAAAGUUUUUUAAUAGGAAGUUUGUCAUGCAGGAAAUGUAUAAUGAAUUCCAGGAAGGAGAUCCAUGGGAACUUCCAGCAGAGAAAGAUCCGUUCCUUGAUGAUCCUAAUGCAGAAUUUCACAUUGGAAGUGUUAAAGUUUGGCUGCAAUCUAUAGCAUAUAUGAUUGAUACUAAAGAGCAAUUAGAAGUGACAGAUUUUAAAGGAAAUGAAGUGGGUCUACUUAAUCUUGAAGUUGUACCAUGUGACAAGUCAGGGAAAAAGGAGAUAACAGAAGAUGAUGAUGUGUUUAUAGAGAGCCCUGAUGAAUUAGUAGGCAAAGAACUCAACUUUAAUGUCAAACUUCUUGGAUGUAAAGGACUCCCAAAUAAAUUUACAGAUAUCUAUGCUAAAUAUACAUUUUAUUUGGACAAGAAAGUUAUUGAGACAAAGAAAAUUCCUAAUACCAUUAAUCCAGAUUGGAAUUUCACACAGCUUCAUGCAACACCAAAGUGUACCCCAGAGUUCAUCAAGUAUGUUAGUGAGGGAGCUAUCAUGGUCCAAAUCUGGGGCAAGUUUAAACCACCAAAAGAAAAGAAGAAAAUUAACACAAAAGAUUCCAUGAUUAAUGCUGGUCUUCAGAAGGCUGCUACACAUAAUGCUAAUACUAAUGUGAAGAAAUAUGAUGCAGACAAGAUGAAAUACAUGAUGGAAACAGCAAUGUUAAGAAAGAGACAGGAAAAGAUGGAGAAGAAACUGGUUUGGUUGAGGAAGAUGCUUGAUGUAGCAGCAGAACACAAAAAAAAGAAGAUUUCUACGAAUAUUAUAAAAGGAGUGUAUGAUGCAACAACAGCUGAUUCAGCAGAUAAAUGUAUAGCUUUGAUUCCGUUGGAGAAAGAUUCAGAUGAUGAAGGUAGCAGUAAAAGUUCAUCUAGCAGUGAUAGUGAGUCUAGUCAUUCAUCAAGUGACUCACACACAAAAACAGAAGGGGUUGAAAAAAAGAAAAAGAAGAAAAAGAAACGUAAGAAAGACAAAUCAAAAUUGUCCUCACCAAAAGAAAAUUCCUCUUCACCAAAAGAUGACAAGAGAAAGGAAGAAAAAUGGGAGAGAAAGAAAUCUUCUCAUGAUACUUCCAGACAAGAAAAUAAUAGGCAGAAAAUUGCUCCCAAGAACACAGCCUCAACAUGUGUUUUACUCUAGACUUAUCACUGUUAUUUGUUUGACACUUUUUGCUCAAUCUAUGCAAUAAAGAUAUGUGUGUAUUUUAUUAUUAGAUUGUUUAUUACAUUAUUGUAUGCUACACAGAGCUGCAUAUUUGUCAUUGAUUAGUAUUUUAACCCUAAGGCUUUGUUAAAAUCCUACUCAAAGACAAAAAAUAAGGAUAGACAUACUGUACUGAAAAGCCCUAUUCAUUUAAGUUUGAGCAUAUAACAGGGCAAAAGUAGUUAUGUUCUUAUAAAUUUAUAUCAUAAUUAUAAUAAAUACACAUAUAUUUUUAUUUCUGUAUAGUAAUUAUGUAUAAUUAGUUACCAUUUGUUUUUUUCUAAAGUUAUGAUUGUUUCAAGAAUGAAAUAAAUGUUGAUUUGUAAUUUAAUUUGCUUAAUAUGCAAAACCUUUAACUUAUUUUGUUUGCUAUUUUUUUGUAUAAAGAUAUAGUUUCUGUUCAGUGUGGAAAAACAUAUUUAAAAGUUGCAUUCUUUAAUUUAAUUUCAUCACCCUAAGUUAAAUUGCCUGCUUGUCAACAAUAUAUUCUGUUUUAUGGUAUGUAAUGACUUUUCCUUCUGUUUUAUGCAUAUUUUUCUACUUUAUUUUAUUGUAAAGAUGUUCCUACUAAUGACCAGUUAGUAUUACACAAAGCAUUCAUUUAAAACUAAAAAAUAAUUCCAUUUUUUGGAUCCAGUCAGGACUAAAGACAGUAUUACAAUUUGUAUUUCCUUGGUGCCAGUUUGCUCACCAAUUUACUGUUAUAUAUGUUUGUUGCAACAAUAAAAAUAAUAAGAUAUUUUAAUGAACUACUUUGAUAACCAUAACUGUGUUUAGAUACAACCAAAUUCAGUCCAAUAGUACUAUAGGGACUGUCUAGACUCUGUUCAGAAGAAAUUUUGUAACAUCAGUCUGUUGUUUGGUAGAUGGACUAGAAUACACAAAAAAAAAGAGUAUGUGUACUCCAUAUAAAUCAAACAACAAAGUGAGAUAUUUAUACAUGUCAUUAUAUUGUAACUUAGGGAUUGUUGACAUAAGCAUAUCAAAUAUUUAUACCUGUUAUUAAAUGUGUUGAAUUUUCAAAAUUUAGUUAUUUAUUGUAAGGUAUUUAGAUAUAUUUUGUUUUAUGACAACUAUAGAUGGUUCUGUAUAUUGAUUGACAUGGAAAUUAUGAUUCUUAAAUGUUAUAAUAUAAAUGGUUGCAUAAUUCAAUCUGUUACAUUUGUUUUAUUUUGAUUGCUUUAAUGAUAAAACAUUUCACUUAAAUAAAAACCAUGAUUUUCAAUGUUUGAUUUACACCACUUAUAACAACAUAACAAUGAACUUGCCUGUAAGAAUAAAUAUCAGUUAUGACCUCAUACUGUUUGGGUUUGCAAUAAUAUAAAAGGAGAUAAUAUGUAAUAUUAUCGUUGAAUGCCAAAAUGUCCAAGAAAGAUACGAAUAAUUAUAUAAAACUUAAGAAGCAGUGACAUCUUUUGCUUAGCUUUAAUGUUGUCUUUUGUCUGUAAAUGUUGUUGAAAAAUCAAAGAAUCCAUGCAUCAAACUAAACCAGUAAAAUAUAAACAUGUCCCUGAACAGUUAUAACUUAAUUUAUUGUUGUUAGAUUUUUGGUGUGUUUACCUCUUCAAAUUGUUUAAAGUGUUUGAAAUUUUAAACCAGUAAAUUUUUAAAUAACAGCUUAUUUAUUUGUCUAAAAUAAAUUCUGGUUGAGUUGUGAUCUGUGGAUUCUUGUUUUAGCUUUAUAACAUAAAUAUAACUCGGUUUGUGUUGUAAAGUUCAAAAAAAAAUAAUUCAUGAAAUUGUGCAAUAUCAAAAUCAUAUUUUUUGUAGAUUUAUUUUGUUGUUUUUAUAUGUUUAUGCAGAGAAUUGCUCUUGCAUCUCUUGGUACAAUUAGUGCUUAGGUUUCAGUAACUUAUCACUUUAAAGCUUGAUGUAUUGUGUUAUUUCAUGUUCUAUCAAAGAGCAUAAAUGAUAUUGAUGCAUCAUUGCUGGUGGUAUUAUAUUCAUUAUCUCAUCUUUCCAUUUUUUAUUUAAUGAUUUGAAUUGUGUUCGAUUGAUUUUUUUCACUUUCCUUUAAAUUCCCCUCACUUUAUUUGCAUGCAGGACAUUUUUAUACCAAGUCUAAUGAGUGAAACAUUUGAAAUUUAAGUUCAUAUUGAGAAUUCUUAUUAAGAUGAUAAGGUUUAAAUCUUUUUCAAUUUUAUUUUUGGUUUUAUACUUAAGCUUAGUUGAAAAUUGUGAAGAAAAGAAAUAAAUUCAGCUAUUCAAUCUUUUGCCCCCCCCCCCCCCUUCUCACUGAGAAUUGUUGUGUAUAUGGUAUAGGUAGCACUUGCUGAUUAUAACACUGGCUUGAUUUGCCGUGGUAGCUAGUUUUAUUAACAAUAUAGAUUAUACUACCCUUGUUCUAUCCACAAAUUAUGGAUCGUCUCCUUUGCAAGAAUUGCCUUCUUUGUUUUUAGUCUGUCAGAAGGAUGUAACUGCUUAAUCUGGAAUUACUCUAGAAUUCUUAAAUUCAUAUACUAAAAUUAGUUAUGUGUUGUUUUGUUAAUGUUGUGUGUAAAGUGAUUAGCAAUGCUUAUCAACUGCUGCAAAUCUAAACUUCUUACAUUUUUAUUUAUCAAUCUUACAUUUUUAUUUUAAAAUUCCAAAACAUUUAGUCCCAUGACAUGUCUUGCUUGCAUGUUGAUCCCUGAUGAUUGUGUUUGACAUUGUGGAUAUAGUAAGGGUUUGGGUUUGUAGUGUAUUAACAUAUUAGUGUGUGUUAAUGGAACAUGUUCCAAAUUUUUACACUGCCAAAAUAUUUAUGUGACUUGUCGUAGGACAAGCGAAGGCUUAUCAAAGCAAGACUGUGAUAAAUUGUAAAUAAAAUAAUCAUUUUUUGUCAUAUUCAUCUUGACAAAUGAAGGUUAAUUUGGUAUCCAUAGAAACUUGUGAUAUUUCUAUGGAAACAAUCAAAUUUAAUCUCAACCGUCAAGGUCAUGUUCAUUUGUUAUUGGAAUUAUUGAAAAUUGAUAAACUCCAGUUGGGCCACUUUUUACUUCCAAUAGUUCAUUAUCGAAAAGUAACUAAAUUAUCAAAUCCUACAAGAUAUUGAAAAUGUGAGGCUUAUUUCUUUUAUGUGCAUCUUUAUCUUUUUUGUUUCUUAUUGUCUCAUCUGCAAGUAAAGUUGCAGAAGCUAAGCUUAGUCCAGCUGCUGUAACUAACUGUUUCUACUGGUGGCAUCAGCAGUUGUUAAUGUUACACUGUCAAGACAUUUCUCUGUGUCAACAGUUUAUUGUUGAGAAAUCUCCAGUUUUGAAAACUAAAAAUUGAUUUAAUACAGAAACAGCAUUCCAUUCCUGGCAUAGUUUGCCUGAGUUUUCAUGGACAAGUAUUUAAUACUUGUUUUGUGUAAAAGUAAUAAGUGGCCUAACUAAAUUUAUAUUGAGUUUUGUUGAAUGAAGAUGACAUUCAACAAAAUAUUUGUUUUAUAAGUAUCUAAUAAUAAUAAUAAUCUUGAUAAUAAAAACAAAGAAAAGGACAAUAAACUAAGAAACAAAGUCAAGAGAAGAAAAACAGUAUAUCCACAUGUUGAAUGGUCAUUUUUUGUGUGAAAAUUAAUAUUUUCUAAUCAUAAAAUUAUAAUAAUCUUUGUCAAAUAUCAGUUGGAUGGCAUUGAAAAAACAAUCUUCCAAAAAAUUAAGAAUAUUUGGGCAAAUCCUGGGAAGUAUAAAUUUAGAGGUCAUAUAAAUAAAUAAGGCAAAAAUGUUAUGUUAUAUUAAUGCUCCUUACAGGCAAGUUCAUUUAUAACAAUAUUCAGUUAAAUUUUAAAAGUAUAUUAAGACUUCCUGACAAAAAUUUAUCUGUAGGUUUUUUCUUAUUUAGAUGUUAUAUUACUGAUUAUAUCUAUGAGUUGUUGAGAUUUAUUUUUACACAUUCCGUCCAGUAAUACCUCUUAUGUCUUUGAUGUUGUUUAUAAAUUAUUUAUUUUAUACUUAUUGUUAUUAACUUGUUGUAUUACUGAAUAACAUUAUUUUUACAAUGUUACAGAAGACCUAUCAAUGAAUGAUUAGUUUUUCAAGUAGAAAUUUAAAUUUCCCAUUGAAUGAACACCACAGAGAACAAUAGCUGGUAUUUAUUCAAUGGGACAGUUCAUUUGCAAAAACUAAAUUGCCAGGUAAACACCAACUGAUGCUGGAGAAAUAUUCAUUGAGCUGAUUUUCAACAAAAAAUUGCAUUGAGGAGAAUGGCUAUUAGAAUGGCUUUAAUUUUCCACCUUAUCUUGGUUUAAAUAUCCAUGUAAAAUAUACAACAUAACUAUCUGAAAAAUUAUUUCUUUUUUUAAGGAAAUUGCUAGAAAGUGUAAUAUAACAGUUUUCUUAUGAUAUAGUACAUAAACAUUGCCUAAAGUCCAGCUGCCUAUUCUGGACAGGCUAGCAUUGGCAUAAUGUUCAUUGUUGACCAGAGUUGGUGGUAGAUUUCACAUGACAAAGCUUUUAACCAAAUCAUUUUAUAUUUGUUGUUUAUUCAAAUGUUUAUCUGUUUUUAAUCCAGAAACGUUAAUUUCAAUAUUCUAUAUAUCCUAGAUGGAUUUCAGAAUAUUUAUAUUGUUUGUUUUGACAAAAUUACUUGUUUGGUAUUAUUGCUUCCCUUUACAUGAAUUUAAAGGUAACACUGCAAACUUUUUAGUGUACUAUUUUCUAUUUUUGAUUCACUGAUAUAGUAUUCAUUUAAAAUACAUUCCAGGCGUUUUGCUUAUUCAUUGGAUUUAGCAUCAUUUAAUUCAAAGAAAAAAAAAGAAUUAAUAAAAAAAAGUCACAAUCAAGCAUUCACUUUAUUGAUAAACUUAAUAUUGUUUAUAGAUUUGUUUAUUUUUUAUAUUAUGUUUCGUGGUCAGGAGUCAUGCUGUUAUAUGUUUAAGAGUCCCACUUACAAAACAGAAGGGGGAAAAAAGGCAAAUGUUUUAAAGGUGGGACUAGCCAGCUUCAAGUAAUGUAAGAUAGUGGAUAACACAUGAAUGGAGGUUCAAAUCAGAUAUCUAACUUUUUUGUUUAUUUUUUCCGUCCAUAAUUUUGCAAUAUUUAAUAUAUUUGUUUUCUUUUUUGUUUAACCUAGUACUUAUAUGCAAUCAUACUGAUGAAUGAAAUAUUUUUAAAGAUAUGUGCAUUUGUACUAUUCAAGAAAAUUUUCUAGAAAUGCAGUAAUAUUAGUGUUCGGUUAAAAGGUUCAACAUUUAAUUUAUGAACAUGUUACAUGGUACAUGUAUUGAAAACAAAUUGUAAGCUUUUGGCAUGGUGUUACCCCAUUUAAAACUAGGGAAUAGUUCAAGAACACAUUGCUCACCAAGUUUAUUUUAAAAAAAAAUCAUAAAUUUGCCCUCUAUUUAACUAUGAUCAUUGAUCUAAGAUUUUAACAAUUACUAUGUAAUUUAUGUAUUCAUUUUUUUAUUUGUUUGCACCUUUGUUCAACCAUUGAAACUGAUGCACAAAGACGUCUAAUUAAAAGAGUCAACUGUAAGAACAAAAAUACAACAAUUAAAUUAUUACAGUAUUCAAA